This is a messenger RNA of Rhincodon typus (whale shark), 999 nucleotides long. Its product is annotated as integrin alpha-M-like. Gene Ontology annotation, biological process: cell-matrix adhesion; cell adhesion mediated by integrin; cell-cell adhesion. The coding region runs from base 40 to 999 and encodes 319 amino acids. The record is from RefSeq and is a predicted model, not a curated record. The transcript is spliced from 10 exons. Gene Ontology annotation, cellular component: external side of plasma membrane; integrin complex. Gene Ontology annotation, molecular function: integrin binding. NCBI's taxonomy places the organism in Eukaryota, Metazoa, Chordata, Chondrichthyes, Orectolobiformes, Rhincodontidae.
GACACACUACUGAUAGGGCGGGACCAAGUUCUGACGGCGAUGGUGAGUUUGGAGAAUGCGCAUGAAGACUCGGACAAACCUCAGCUGCACUUCUACUACCCAAGCUGUCUCAACUUCAGGAAGAUCAGCCCUGUACAGCCGGCCAAUGUUCUCGUUCUGUGCAAUGAUGUGGACAAUUCCAGACGGCUCAAUUCGGGAAAUUUAACCUGUGAUGUAGAUCAUCCUAUCUUCCCAAAACAUUCCCGUGUAACAUUCAGUGCAGAGUUCGACAUCUCUGAUUCUGAGACAGAAGAAAGGACGGCAAAUUUUACCAUCACCGCAACCAGCGGAAACUCUGUCCGGAUCACAAAUGAGAGCACCCUGUCUCGGACUCUGUUUCUCCGUUAUACAGUCAAUGUGGUAACCUCGGGAAUCGAGUAUACACGGCACAUCAAUGUCACAGCUGGAACACAGGAGGUGCGGCUAGUCAAACAUUCCUAUCAGGUGGAGAACUUGGGUGACCGCAGCCUGCCCAUCGGACUGACACUUGCAGUUCCGGACCUUCUCAGCGGGCAACCAUUCUGGAACGUCACCGUAUCGUCACAAAACCAGAUGAACCAUUCUGUCUGCCCACCGCCUGUCAAGAGAGACACGUGGCUGGAGAGGAUGUCAGUUCAAGACAGACGAGACAGUGUCAGUGAGGACUGUGGGAUCGCACCAUGCAUUCUGCUGAGGUGUCACGUUUCAGAACUGCAGGGGCACAAGAGGCUAAUCGUUGACAUCCAAGGGGAGCUGAGGACAGAGGCAAUUACCCAGCUGAACAUUAAGGAGCCGAGGCUUGUAACCAAGUUACGACUCAGUUACGACGAGGAUAAAUACGUGGAUGUAUCGAAUGAAAACAGUCGCUCAAAGGAAGCUGUGAUAAAAUGGAAGAUGGCUCGGGCAACUGCAAUGGCACAGGUUCUGGGAAUGGGCCAGGCCUGCUCCAUGUACAAUAACAGAGAACGUACCCACACCUGA